AGCCCAGAGGGUCCUUCCCAGGCUGAACUUCCAGGGCCAGGACAGCCUGAGUCACAAGAAAUCACUUCAUUUCCGAGUGCCUAUUUUAUGGCGGAAGAGGCGGCUGUCCUCAAGGUCAUCAGGGACCUGAAAGGUGAGCGUGUCCAGAUCCUCUGGAACAGAGCUGGAGGAGAAGUGAGGGGUCUGGGGAGCCUGUCCCUUGGAGCCCCCGCUCACUACCUGACAUGUGAUGUCUGCUGUCGUCUCUGUAGCUGCCAUCUCUGCCAUCGUCCAAGCCUAUGGUAAUGGGCAGGAAUCGGUGACAGAUGCCAGCGCUGAGCUGCACAGACUCUGCGGCUGCCUGGAGCUGCUGCUGCAGUUUGACCAGAAGGAGCAGAAGAGCUUUCGGAGGCCUCGGAAGGAUUACUGGGACUUCCUCAGCACUGCCCUGUGGCAGCAGCGGAGGGACAUGGAGCCGGCCCGUUUCGUCCACUCACAGGACAAGUUGAAGACCCCGUUGGGGAAAGGGCGCGCCUUCAUCCGCUUCUGCCUAGCCCGUGGACAGCUGGCCGAGUCCCUGCAGCUCUGCCUUCUGAACCCAGAGCUCACCAGGGAAUGGUAUGGCCCCCGGAGCCCUCUGGUAUGCCCUGAACUCCAGGAAGAUAUCCUGGACUCUCUCUAUGCUCUCAAUGGGGUGGCCUUCGACUUGGAUCUGCAGCGGCCAGACCUGGAUGCAGCCUGGCCCAUGUUCUCAGAGUCACGCUGCUCCAACUCCAAGCAAACGCAGGGAAGAAGACCCAGAGGGACCAAAGUUUCCCCAAAGGAGAUCUCAGCUGCUUGUGGAGGCCCCCAAGACAUCCAUCGGGAGGAGCCACGCCUCAGCCAAGCCAGCUGUCUGGGAGAUGCACCCAGGGAAGAUGGCUUGGCAGGUCUCCCUGGAUCCCAGCCACACAGGCAUCUUCCUCCCUUUUUGGAAAAGAAGAGAGAAGAUCCUAGGAUCCUUGGAGACCCCCGGAGUAUAUGGGGACCAGAGGAGGGGGAACUUCAGCAAGACCAAAGUGAGGGAGCCCCAAAGCCUGGGAUCUGCCUGCAGAACUCAACACCCAGCAUCCAGAGACAGGGAGAGAGGGCCAAGUGGGCUCUGAAAGAGAUCAUAGGGACGGAGGCUGAGGGCAGAGGGGGACUUCCAGGAGCAGAAGGUCAGAAAUCAAUAGCGGAAACUCAUGAAGGGGAAGCAGAAUGGGGUCACGUCCAGCGACUGCUGAACUCCAGCCCUAGAUGGGCAAUAGAGGAAGCAAUGCUGGGGAAAAGGAAGGAGUCAGAGGUGUCAAGCAUCCUGGGGGAACCCUGGGUCCUUCAGGGUCUGGGAAAUGGGGAAGGCUCCACCACAGAGAAACCACAAGAGCAAACAGGAAUGACCAGCGUGGCUGGGAGAGAAGAGCAAGCAGAGGCAUUCCUGCAGGAUCUGGUCAAGAGCCUCAGACAUCAACUCUGGAAGGCCAAGGAGCAGGCCCAGCACCAGGAACAGCUGCUGAGGGAACAGGACUGGGAGACGAAGGCCUUGCAGAAGCAGCUCAGCAGGUGCCAAGAAGAGAGGGCCCAGCUGCAGGCAGAGCUAGAGCAGAAGCAACAGGAGGCUGAGAGGAGAGAUGCCAUGUACCAGAAGGAGCUUGGAGGGCAGCGGGACCUGGUCAAGGCUAUGAAGAAGCGGGUGCUGGAACUGAUCCAAGAGAAGGACAACCUGUGGCAGAAGGUCCAGCAUCUCUCUUCUGUGGCCUCUGGAUGCUGUGUCAGCUGCGGCAAGAUCUUUGGCCGGCUGUCUCGGCGGUAUCCAUGCAGGCUCUGCGGAGGUCUGGUUUGCCACGCCUGCUCCACAGAUUACAAAAAGAGAGAGCGUUGCUGCCAACCCUGUGCCCAGAGAGAAGACUCCCAGGUCAUUUGACCAAGACCUACCCAGGAAUGGCCUUCCCCUGUUGCCCCCACCCGAUCUGUUCUCUUCCCUCGGCCUUUCCUAGACCUCUUAUCUGUCUAGUCCUGCCUUCUAGAAGUUGGUGAUCUAAGGCAGACAGUGUUUAUCUGGACAGACUGUGGUGUGGGGGAUGGAAGGAGCACAGGUCAGGGAGUUAGGAGAUAGGGUCCAGCCCUGCAACUAUCACAGAUGAGCUCUGCAACUUUGGCAAAUACCUCAGCUCUGAGGGCUUUUUCUCUAACAUGAGGGAGUCGGGCUUCAUCCUCUCUAAAGUCUCUUCCAGCUCAGCAAAUCCAUGACUGUAAGACCCCAGUGGCCUUAGCUCUUCUCCUUCACACUCCCUCUCUCACUCAACUGUGGUGCCCACCCUUUAGGAUUCACAAGAAGCAAAGCCUGCAUGGUCCUGGGUUCUUCAGUAGUUUCUUGCCAGAAAUCUCAAUUUUGGUACCUACUUUUCUUUUGUUUUUUAACAGCUUUGUUGAGGUACUACUGACAUAUAAUAAAUUUCACACAAAUUGUGCAAUUUGUUGAGUUUUUAUUUUAAUAUAUACCCAUAAAACCAUCAGGAGUCUCUGGGUGGUAAGAAUGGUUAAUAUGCUUGGUUGCUAACUGAAAGAUUAGAGGUUCAAGUCCACCCAGAGGCACCUCAGGAGAAAGGCCUUGUGGUUGGCUUCUGAAAAAUCAGCCACUGCAAACUCUAUGGAGCACAGUUCUAUU
This is a messenger RNA of Loxodonta africana (African savanna elephant), 2665 nucleotides long. It is a transcript of the gene RUFY4, whose product is annotated as RUN and FYVE domain containing 4. Gene Ontology annotation, molecular function: phosphatidylinositol-3-phosphate binding. Gene Ontology annotation, cellular component: autophagosome. The transcript is spliced from 10 exons. The record is from RefSeq and is a predicted model, not a curated record. Lineage: Eukaryota; Metazoa; Chordata; Mammalia; Proboscidea; Elephantidae. Bases 230 to 1921 code for a protein of 563 amino acids. Gene Ontology annotation, biological process: autophagosome assembly; positive regulation of macroautophagy.